Amphiprion ocellaris (clown anemonefish) is the source of this 5480-nucleotide messenger RNA. RefSeq names its product SRSF protein kinase 2 (gene srpk2). The record is from RefSeq and is a predicted model, not a curated record. Gene Ontology annotation, molecular function: ATP binding; protein kinase activity. The transcript has 15 exons. The coding region runs from base 643 to 3225 and encodes 860 amino acids. Gene Ontology annotation, biological process: spliceosomal complex assembly; protein phosphorylation; regulation of mRNA processing. Lineage: Eukaryota; Metazoa; Chordata; Actinopteri; Pomacentridae.
CUGACAGAGCCAGCUAGACAGAGAGAGAAGGAAGGGUGAGAUACAUAGACAGAGGCAGACACACUGUGGAUCGAGAGCCUGUGAAUUCAUUUCAUCACCCAGUUCAACCAGCGACACCAGAGAGGAAGGAGACAAAGGGAAGAGGGAGACGAGAGGCAGCCUCAGUGAAAGCAGGGAAAGUGAGAGAGAGGCAAGGUGAAGGAGAAGAAGGAAGGAAGGAAAGGGAGGGAGGGAGGGAGGAAGGAGGCUCAGGCAUGAGGAGGGGCGCCUGACAUUGCUGCUCUCGCUAUCAGCUCACACACACACACACAUCGACACAGGCACACACACUCUCAGACAGAUUGUGCACGGCACAGAAGCUGCUCUUUUAUUAUCCUUUUGUGGAGCCUUGCCCUCCAUCCUUUCAUCUCCUCCAAGCAGGAGGACAAGAGAGACACAGAGAGAGGAGGAAGAGGAGGAGGUAGAAGGACGAGGAGGAGGAGAAGGAGGGGAGGCAGUAACUCUCUCCUCUCCUUUACUCAGACACACAGCUGGGAGAGAUAGGGGGAGAAGAGUAAAAAAAAGAGAGAGAAAGCAGCUUUCUGUUCUAUUUCGCCGUCUCCUGUGGUCCCUCGGCCAGAGAGCGGCUAACAGGCACCGCUCAUGUCCGUGAACUCGGAGAAAUCCUCGUCCCCUGAAAGGCCUGAGACCCAGCAAAAAGCCCCGGUGAGUGCCCCUCCUCCCCCGCCGCCCCCUCCACCUCCCCCUGAACCGGCAGGGCCACCAGAGCCGGAGGAGGAGAUCCUGGGCUCCGACGAUGAGGAGCAGGAGGACCCCGCGGACUACUGCAAAGGAGGGUACCAUCCGGUGAAGAUCGGGGAUUUGUUCAACGGGAGGUACCAUGUGAUCAGGAAGUUGGGGUGGGGCCACUUCUCCACCGUAUGGCUGUGCUGGGACAUACAAGUGAAGAACUUUGUGGCGAUGAAGGUGGUGAAAAGCGCCCAGCAUUACACAGAGACGGCCCUGGAUGAGAUCAAACUGCUGCGAUGUGUGAGAGAGAGCGACCCCAACGACCCCAACAAGGACAUGGUAGUUCAACUGAUAGAUGACUUUAAGAUCUCUGGAGUCAACGGCAUACAUGUGUGCAUGGUGUUUGAAGUGCUGGGUCACCACCUGCUAAAGUGGAUCAUUAAAUCCAACUACCAAGGUCUGCCGCUGCCAUGUGUCAAGAGCAUUAUCAGACAAGUCCUGCAGGGUCUGGACUACCUCCACACUAAGUGUAAAAUCAUCCACACGGACAUCAAGCCGGAGAACAUCCUGAUGUGUGUGGAUGACGUCUUUGUCAGGCGUAUGGCCAUGGAGGCGACCGAAUGGCAGAAAGCCGGAGCCCCACCACCAUCUGGAUCAGCAGUUAGCACAGCCCCCCAGCUCAAACCGGUGAGUACAACUGAUGUGGGAAAGAUCUCCAAAAACAAGAAGAAGAAGCUGAAGAAGAAACAAAAGCGGCAAGCCGAGCUGCUGGAAAGGCGCAUGUUGGAGAUUGAAGCCCUGGAGAGAGAGGCGGAGAAAAGGGAAGAGAGAGCCAAAGAAGGGGGAGAGAAAGGGGCACUUGAACACAACCUGCCUUCAACGCUGCAGCAACCACAACCACAGCUGGGUCCCAGCAUGGCCCUGGGAGAGAGCGACGACGACGACGAUGAUGAGGAGGAUGGCGAAGACGAGGAGGAGGAGGGAGGAGAGAGGGACAGGCCCAUCCGGUUGACUAAUCAUACAUGUGCAGCGCCUCCCCAGGAGCAGAGCGAGGCACUUCACAUCACUGAUGAUGACCCUGAUGAGGAGGUGGAAGAAGAGGAUCAACCUACGCCCAUUGCUGAAAAAGAUGUCACCAUUCCCCCCAUCUCAGAGGAAGGUAAUGGAGAUCCAACACAAAGAGAGCAAGAGGAGCGGGAGGAGCAGGAAGAGGAGGAGGAGGGAUUGAAAGGGACAGAGAAUGAGAACGAGGAGGAGGAGAGGGAGGAGAAAGUAGAGGAGGAGGUUGAGGAGGAGGAAGAGGAGGAAGAAGAAGAAGAGGAGGAGGAUAAAGAGACUGAGACAGAGGAGCAUGAGACAGAGGAGCCAAAGAGUGAGAGCAAAACAGAGGAGGAGGCAGUGGUGGAAGAAGAGGAGUUAAAGGAGCAGGAGGGGGAGGAGGAUGAGGAAGAAGGGGAGGAAGAAGAUGAGGAAGAUGAUGAGGAUGAUGACACGACCGCUGACCUCCUCACGGACAACAUCUCGCCCAUCAAAACCCACAACAAUAAAACCAAUUCGGCCAAAACCAAUGGCCAUGUUUUGUUGGGCUCUGAGGGAUUGAAACCGAACCCUGGCACAACUCUGCCUCCUUCGCCCACCCCCGAGCCUCUCCUCUGCCCCCUGGUGGAGUCCGAGCUCAGCUACACAGACAGGGACAACUCUCUCAGUUCAGGCUAUGAGAUGUAUAACGGCGAACUGGGCGAGCAAGGACUGACCAACGGCUCCAGUGAGCGCCAUCUGGGCGCACUGCCCAUUUUCCCUGACUUGCCCUUGGAUCCUGAGCCAGGAAACCCCAUUUCUGUUGGGACAGCAGACAUCGGUGCAGGACCUUUACCAAACAGCCCCACUGCAGACCGCAGCCGCACUGUGUCAUCCUCCAGCACAGGAGACACACCCAAAGUCAGGGCCAGAGCUGCAGACCUCCUGAUCAACCCACUAGACCCUCGCAACGCCGACUCUAUUCGAGUCAAAAUUGCUGAUCUUGGAAAUGCCUGCUGGGUGCAUAAGCAUUUUACGGAGGACAUCCAGACGAGACAGUACCGUUCCAUUGAAGUCCUGAUAGGAGCCGGUUACAGUACUCCUGCUGACAUCUGGAGUACUGCCUGCAUGGCGUUUGAGCUGGCCACAGGAGAUUACCUGUUCGAACCCCACUCUGGAGAGGACUACUCCCGUGAUGAGGACCACAUCGCUCUGAUCAUGGAGCUCCUUGGGAAGGUCCCACGCAAAGUGGUCGCUGCCGGGAAGUACAGCCGAGAGUUUUUCUCCAAGAAAGGUGAGCUGCGGCACAUCACCAAGCUGAAGCCGUGGUCCUUGUUCGACGUGCUGGUGGAGAAGUACGGCUGGUCGCACGAAGACGCCGGACACUUCACUCACUUCCUUCUGCCCAUGCUGGAGAUGGUCCCCGAGAAGAGGGCCUCGGCCGGCGAAUGCCUCAACCACCCUUGGCUCAACUUGUAGCCACAAACUCCGAUUAAUCGCCCUCCUCCUUUGCCCCCCCCACUAACCGUUAGCCCAAACAUCCCCCCCUGGUGGCAGCCUGUGGAACCACAAUAUGGAGAGAAACAGUUGAGAAAGACUCCCUUCCUGCCCAGUCGCACACAUCCAUUACAUGCUUACCUGACUAGGCUUAACUCCCACACAUCUUUUCCCAAAAGGAAUGUAAAGACAAGCCUUGGAGAUAACAUGAUAUAGCAGCUGUGUCUUCCUACACAUCUCCCAAAAGGAAUCAGAUCAUUUGAGGAUGGAUGCUGGCCACGUCCUAAAAUGGGAGAAGUCAGGGUCUGUGUGAAAGAACCGUGCUUUCUUCUUCUCCUCUGCUGUCACGAUGUCAGCCAGUCUCUUUCAUCUGUCUACCUAUCUCUUUCCAAUUCUCAGUUUAACCUGCUUGGAUCCAGUCGCGGCCCACUGACAGCUGCAGAUCUUUUCGGCAACGGGAAAGAAAAGUCAACGAGUAGCCUUGCUGCAGCGCUGACAGUCCAGAACUCCAUCUGCCAUGACCUUUACGUAGCGAGGCCCUCAAACACACAUGGGUGAGAGUGUUAUCGUGUGUGAGAAUGAGUGGGUGUGCCUGCGCUCAAGAUCUGCCUACAUCGACCCUUCUUCUCUUUUUCCAGCCCAGCUUUUCCCCCCUCCUAACCCACAUCAGACUAAAAGUUUACACCCUGAUUUUCACCAAGAAUCUAAUCCCAAAAAGCCUUUCUCACCUGUUUGGUUCCCCACAUCACCCCCUUCUAAAUGAGCUCCUACCUGGGGGCCACCACAUGGAGCUGGAGGGCAGCCAGUCCUCCAGGGGGCACCACACUGACAUUCUAACAGAGACAGACAGAAUAGGUGCGGGACAAGCAAAAAAAACCAAAACAAAAAAUGCAAUCAGUUUCACGUGGAGGAGGACUGCUUGGUCUAAAGACUAUUUUUAAAAUGCAUGGAGAGACUGAUGGAUCAGCAUGAAGGGAUAUGACAAACGAACGAUGGAUGCCUUGUUUUGUUUGUACAUUUCACUGGUUUCUUUCCAGUUUCAUCACAUCUCUUGGACGUUCUGUUAGAAAGAAUUGCGUUAGGAUAUUUUGGUGCCCCCUCUGAAGAUCACUAUUUUACAUACCCCUUCUCCGUCAGCUUUUGACAUUCCUAAACUAACUGUUGGUCCUCUGCCAUCAUUCCUGACUUUUACUCCCGAGAACAAUUCCGUUGAUUCCUACUGUGGCACGUUUACCAGAUUUGAUCGGUACUAUCCCCCUCCCCCACCUUUAGACCUAUAGAGGAACCCUUUUAUCCCUGAGCUUCUCCAGAAAGGGGAUGGUCACAUGGAGGUUGCACUUGUCUUUGUAGAUGUCCUUCAGGGAUUUGAAACCUUUGUACAUAGAACUAAGAUUUGGCAACGCAGACAAGCGAUCGUGGACAAAGUUUCAACACACAAGCAUCAUUCCAAAAAAAAAACAGAGGCUGUUGUUGGCAGAACUUGACUUCCUCUGAUGUAGUGGGGAGGCAGGGUGGGCUGCCAUGGCUGGACCCCAGAGGAAUGUUCAGACUGAACUGUGCCACCUGGUGGCUGAACGAGAGUACCGCAUCGCCACACACCGCUGCUGCUCUCAGUGCCAACGCUCCAAGACGUUCCACUAUAUCUCUCCACUUAAUCUCUAUUUCUGUCGCACACACACACACAGACACACACAAGACUCGCAUCGUCACAAUUAGUCCAGUUGCCUAUUUUUCGCAAUAAAUGAAAAAAAGAUGACUAUAAGUAAAUGGUGAGAUAUUUUUAAAAACUAUUUAAUUCAUUAAAAAAAAUAGGAAAAAAAAGAAAACAACUUUUCUCUGGUUGUUGUGACCGUGACAGAAUCUCGUCUUAUACUGAGGUGAUUGUGUUUGUCUAUUAGAGAUGUUUUUAUUUCUUUUGUCAUUACUAUUAUUAUUAUUAUUAUUAUUAUUAUUAUUAUUAUUAUUAUUAUUAAUAAUUAUUGACAGAUUUUUUUACACAGUUGUCACCUCUCCCCUCCCUCCUUACUUGAACAGUGCUGCUCUGUCUGGGCUCUUGAUGGUGAUGAAAAAAAAUCAACAGUUUUGCAAUAAAGGGUAUGUGAUGAGUUUUUUUUGCACCAAAACCUCCUGAUCUCACUCUUUCAGCCAUGCUGACUGUUCUUCCUGAUGACAUUGACAGAAUCGCGUCUUGUCUGUGUUUUUCAUUGACAGAUUUAAUAAAAUUGUAAAUUAAUGGA